GCGCGUUGCGAGACUAAACCCUUAUCUCCUCUCGUCUCUCUCUCUUCCGUCUCGUCAUCAUCCCCUAUCCAUCUCCUAGGGUUUUUACCCCCAUGGCGAUGGCAUCGCGCGCCGUCCUCCUCUCCCGUCUAUCGCCGCUCCCCGCUGCGACCUCUCGCUUCCUCCUCCGCCCUCUCGCCGCCGCCGCCAGCCUCCUCCCGGCGGCGACCUCGCCCGUCCAGGCGGCGGCGCGCGGGGCGGUGCGGUGCUUCGCCACACAGCCGGCGACGUCGUCGCUGCGGGACUCCUCGCCCAACUGGAGCAACCGGCCGCCCAAGGAGACUAUCCUCCUCGAUGGGUGCGACUUCGAACACUGGCUGGUAGUCAUGGAGCCGCCCGCGGGCGACGCUGCUAAUCCUGAUAUCACACGCGACGAGAUCAUCGAUAGCUACAUCAAGACCCUCGCCCAGGUCGUCGGAAGGUAUUGCUGUAACCAUUUCUCGCAUCUUCAUCUUGUUGUGUUAGACGGUUGAUGGAGCUUUAUUGAU
Triticum urartu is the source of this 527-nucleotide messenger RNA. The record is from RefSeq and is a predicted model, not a curated record. Lineage: Eukaryota; Viridiplantae; Streptophyta; Magnoliopsida; Poales; Poaceae.